This is a messenger RNA of Gavia stellata (red-throated loon), 1200 nucleotides long. It is a transcript of the gene C11H3orf70, whose product is annotated as chromosome 11 C3orf70 homolog. The transcript has 2 exons. NCBI's taxonomy places the organism in Eukaryota, Metazoa, Chordata, Aves, Gaviiformes, Gaviidae. Bases 1 to 735 code for a protein of 244 amino acids. The record is from RefSeq and is a predicted model, not a curated record.
AUGAGCGGGGCGGCGGCGGCGGCGAAGAGCGAGAAGCUGGACGAGGCUCAGGCGCUGGCCCGCAGCUGCGCGGGCAGACCCGACUUCCAGCCCUGCGACGGGCUCUCGCUCUGCGCCACCCACAGCCACGGCCGCUGCUUCCGCCUCCACUGGUGCUGCCACCUGGGAUGGUGCCACUGUAAAUACGUCUAUCAGCCCAUGACACCCGUAGAGCAGCUUCCCAGCACCGAAAUACCCGUUCGCCCUCGGGAGUCUACCAACACCAUCCAGAUCUCCGUUUCGCUCACCGAACACUUUUUGAAGUUUGCGCCCGUCUUCCAGCCCCCUCUGCCCCCUGACUCCCCGCAGUUCUGCACGAUCGCAGACCUCUUCAUUGACAAUUACCGCGUGAAAUGCAUCAACGGGAAGAUGUGCUACGUGCAGAGGCAGCCUCCCCCCGUGCCCCACAAGAUAAAGCCCGAGGAAGUCCCUGUUCGCAAUGCCUUAAUCACAAAAGAGAGCAAUACACCAAAACCAGAUCACUGCUCGUCCCCUUCCAGCUCCGAGGACUCCGGGAUCAAUGCGGUGGGGGUUCACUACAUGGAGUCGUGUGACGAGGACACAGAGGGGGUGGCCGAGCUCAGUUCAGAAGAAGAUUACAGCCCGGAUAGCAGCUGGGAACCAGAUGAAUGCCCGCUCUUGUCACCCUCGCAGUGCGAAAUGGAAGUGAUUGAGACUAUAGAAACCACUGUGUGAUCCGACAAGUUGCUACCAGAUCAGUCCAGUUCCCACUCAGUAAUGUUGCUUUUGUAGUAUUUAUAUUUUCUGUUUUUUUCUGACAAUCCCUUUUUUCCAGUGCACUUGAUAUUUCAGAUUCCUCAUGGGAGCGCGGUCACGGGACUUGCAUACUGGUGAACCACAGCAGCAGCCUGAGCAAUUUUAACGUGUUCUCAGCCUGACCAGAUCUCCCACGUCUGCACGUACGGUAGUGAUAAAUCUUAAGACUUUUAUAGCUGAAAUAGGCCCUUUUCUUGGUCUGGGUUACAUCAUAUACUGCUUCUCAUACGAGGAUGUGCCACUCGAAACGUUUCCAUCUGUCAGGAUGUUUGCAGUGGGCCUUCAAAGCACAGAGGAUGAGCUGGUGCAGCACGCCUGCCAGCAGCAAAACCGCGUUGCCCUUAUUCUUUCUCAAACAGCUACGCGAGGUGCGGCGACGAGAGG